Jatropha curcas is the source of this 566-nucleotide messenger RNA. Its product is annotated as heavy metal-associated isoprenylated plant protein 28. Gene Ontology annotation, molecular function: metal ion binding. NCBI's taxonomy places the organism in Eukaryota, Viridiplantae, Streptophyta, Magnoliopsida, Malpighiales, Euphorbiaceae. The record is from RefSeq and is a predicted model, not a curated record.
UGAAAUACAUUGGGGAAAACCUUAAUUCAUCUGUUAUCUUUUAAUGGAUUGUGCUGGCUGCGAGACCAAAAUCAAGAAGGCUCUUCAGAAAGUAGAUGGAAUUGAUGAUACAGACAUAGACAUGGCCAUGCAAAAGGUGACAGUAAUGGGUUGGGCAGACCAGAAGAAGGUUCUUAAAGCAGUAAGGAAGACAGGAAGAAGAGCAGAGCUAUGGCCGUACCCUUAUAAUCCUGAAUACUAUAACUUCAACCAACAGUAUUACUGUCUGCAGAAACUAGAAACCCAACCAGCUGCACUCACCUAUUAUGAAACUCAGUACUCCACUUCCUCUUACAACUACCGAAAGCAUGGAUACAGUAAUGAGGACUAUGGCUAUUACCAAACGCCACCGUAUUCAAUUGCUGUUGAUGAACAGGCUAGUGACAUGUUCAGUGAUGAAAAUCCUCAUGCUUGCUCUAUAAUGUGAUGAUUUCUCAGGACACAGUUUCUCCAUAUAUUUAGAGUUUGAUUUUGAGUUCAAGAGUUCUUGUAAUAUAUAUUGUUGUUUCUGUGAGGGAAAAUUAACG